This is a messenger RNA of Alligator mississippiensis (American alligator), 1753 nucleotides long. RefSeq names its product retinaldehyde binding protein 1 (gene RLBP1). Gene Ontology annotation, molecular function: phosphatidylinositol bisphosphate binding. The coding region runs from base 316 to 1269 and encodes 317 amino acids. The transcript is spliced from 8 exons. The record is from RefSeq and is a predicted model, not a curated record. Gene Ontology annotation, cellular component: membrane. Lineage: Eukaryota; Metazoa; Chordata; Crocodylia; Alligatoridae.
CUCCUGCCAGCCAAGAGGCCUCUUGCCCUCUUCCCCGCUCCCUCCCUUUCCUUAUCUGCCUGUUGCAAUGUUUAAUGGGGUCUCUCGCCUGUUUUUGUGCUGACUUAAUUAAAAAGCAGCUGUGAGCGAUGCCUUGUGACGGCCUAAUCCCAGCCCGGUGACUACAAAGCUUUUGCCCAGGUUUCUUCCUGCUGCAUUCAGGCCUCUCACUUGCCUGUCUCUCCCUGUUCUAGUGCCUCAUAGCCUCACGCCCUGACUCCUCCAGGACGGUUCAGCUUCUCGUGUCUCUGGACCUGUGGAUGCCAAGGACGCAGCAUGUCUGAAAUGACUGGAACGUUUCGAGUUGUCUCUGAGGAGGAGCAAGCCCUUCGCGCCAAACUCGAGCGACUCACCAUCAAGGACCAUGGCCCUAUCUUUGGCAAGUGUGAGAAAAUCCCUCCACACACCCUGCAGAAGGCGAAGGACGAGCUGAAUGAGACUGAGGAGAGGCGGGAGCCAGCACUGAAGGAGCUGCGGGAACUGGUCCAUGCAGGAGCCAGCGGGCAGGAGGAGCUGGGCAAGGCAGUGGCAGAGAAGGUGCAGGGAAAGGAUGACUCCUUUUUCCUCCGCUUCAUCCGUGCCCGCAAGUUUGACACCCACAGAGCUUAUGAGCUGCUCAAAGGCUAUAUAAACUUCCGCAAUCAGUACCCCGAGCUCUUUGAAGACCUGACACCCGAGGCCGUGCGCAGCACCAUCGAGGCUGGCUACCCUGGCAUCCUGUCCAGCAGGGACAAGUAUGGCCGGGUGGUGAUGCUCUUCAACAUUGAAAACUGGGACUACGAGGAGAUCACCUUUGACGAGAUUCUUCGUGCCUAUUGUGUUAUCCUGGAGAAGUUGCUGGAAAAUGAAGAGACCCAGAUCAAUGGAUUCUGCAUCAUUGAGAACUUUAAGGGCUUCACCAUGCAGCAAGCAUCUGGCAUCAAGCCUGCUGAGCUCCGGAAGAUGGUAGACAUGCUGCAGGACUCUUUCCCAGCUCGAUUCAAGGCCAUCCACUUCAUCCAUCAACCUUGGUACUUCACUACUACCUACAACAUGGUCAAGCCUUUCCUGAAGAGCAAGCUUCUGGACAGGGUCUUUGUGCAUGGGGAUGAGCUGGAUUCCUUCUUCCAGGAGAUUGAUGCCGACAUCCUGCCAGCAGACUUUGGUGGCAACUUGCCCAAAUACAAUGGCCGAGUGGUUGCCGAUAAACUCUUCGGGACUGGGAUUGAGGCUGAAGACACAGCUCUUUAGAGCUGUGCCCAUCCCCUGCUCCCUGUAAAAUAGGAUCAGAGGCAGCCUUUUAACCUAGGCAGCCCUUUUACUGUAGCGGUAUGAUUCCUUGUGAUAAUACACUCUGGGCGCAUUCCUCUAUUCCAGCUAGACUCCAGCCACACCGCUGAGAGGCUAGGAACCCCAUACAACAGGCCUCAGGAAGAGGGCCCUUUCUCCAGAUGCCUGUCAAGGAAAGCUGCCUUUUCCAUGGGACAUCUGGGAAUGGUGAUGAGAAGACAAGACAGGGGCUAGACUGGGAGGAGGAAGCCAGACCCAUUGGAGGAAGCAAUUGGAACAACCACUACACCCCACCUCGCACCUAAGCACUGGGCCAGGGCUGCUGUCCUGCUUGCCAACUUCUUGGGUAAUGCAGUAGUGAACCAGACAGUGUCCAUCACCACAGAAGCCCCUAUGAAAGGCUGCUUGAAACACGUACACAGAGAAAUAAAGCUUUUGACAGAAA